CCACCAUGUAUCUAUAACCCCUGCUUCAUACACACCAUCAUUCGUUCAUUCAUUCAUCCAUCAAACCCUCUCAGGUGAUAUAGUGAAACAAACAAACAGACAUGGAUGCACACACUGUUGAUAUAUCUUCUGAUGUGUCUUCUAAAGAGAACCGAACACAUGGUGCAUCCAAAGUGUGUGGGGGUGCACCAUGUGGGUUCUCGGAUGCGCGAACAAGCUCUCGAGAAGCAAGAGAGCGGUCGGAUUCAAUGUGGAAGCUGUGGGGUGGGGUUGUGUUGUGUUUUGUGUUUAUGGGUGUGGAAGUUUUUGGUGGGAUCAAAGCCCACAGUCUUGCUAUUCUCACUGAUGCUGCUCAUUUGUUAUCUGAUAUUGCUGCAUUUGCGAUAUCGUUGUUUGCUGUUUGGGCUUCGGGGUGGGAGGCUACGCCUCGCCAGUCGUAUGGGUUUUUUAGAAUUGAAAUACUUGGGACGCUUGUUUCGAUUCAGAUAAUUUGGUUGAUUACUGGUAUUCUUGUUUACGAGGCGAUUGAUAGACUUAUUUAUCGUGCGGUUGAGAUUGAAGGUAGUCUUAUGUUUGGAAUCGCUUCUUUCGGCUUAGUUGUUAAUUUACUAAUGAUGUUCAUACUUGGUCAUGGUCAUGGUCACGGUCAUGGUCACGGGCACGGGCACGAUCAUGGUCAUGAUCAUGGUCAACACGAGCAUCACCAUGAUCAUGAUCAUGAUCAUGAAGAACAUAGCCAGCCGUUAUUAAAAACCUACUCAAAAGACGAAACAAAGGAGAAGAAGGGGGGUAAUAUAAAUGUUCAAGGGGCCUAUCUACAUGUAUUAGGUGAUUUAAUCCAAAGUACCGGUGUAAUGCUUGGUGCGGCGGCCAUAUGGUAUAACCCCAACUUGAAAAUCAUUGAUCCGAUAUGCACACUAUUGUUCUCGGUUAUAGUUUUGUAUACUACCAUCAACAUGUUGCGCGACAUAUUGGAGGUUUUGAUGGAAAGCACGCCGAGAGAGAUAGAUGCGACGAGUCUAGAAAGGGGUCUAUGUGAGAUAGAGGAGGUGGUUGCUAUUCAUGAAUUGCAUAUAUGGGCUAUUACUGUAGGGAAGGUGUUGUUAGCUUGUCAUGUAAGAAUCGGGCCCGAAGCGGAUGCUGAUAUGGUGCUCGAUAAGGUGGUUGGGUAUAUUAACAAGGAGUAUAACAUUAGUCAUGUUACAAUUCAGAUCGAGCGUGAAUAAAUCGAUCAUGUUUUUAUUUUCGUUUGAGCGGUUAAUUCCUUUUAUUUUCAUCUGGUUCUGGCUUGAAGAAAUUUUGGACACAUGGUAUUCUUUAUAGUGUUUCUAGCUAGUACUUUGUGUAGGAAUUGACCAAUUGUGGUUUAAAAGUUCUAUUAUGGGAAAAGUCUUGACUCUUGAUAGUUUA
Messenger RNA from Helianthus annuus (common sunflower), 1410 nucleotides. Its product is annotated as metal tolerance protein 1. The record is from RefSeq and is a predicted model, not a curated record. Lineage: Eukaryota; Viridiplantae; Streptophyta; Magnoliopsida; Asterales; Asteraceae. Gene Ontology annotation, biological process: zinc ion transmembrane transport. Bases 102 to 1226 code for a protein of 374 amino acids. Gene Ontology annotation, cellular component: plasma membrane; vacuole. The transcript has 2 exons. Gene Ontology annotation, molecular function: zinc ion transmembrane transporter activity.